CAACGGCUCGAGCUGGAGAGCACUCAGCACAAGUAUGAACAACAACAGAGCACCGAGUAUGAGAAGUCUGCAUCAGGUGUAUGUUCUCUUUGCCAUUUACUGCCUUUAUACAAUACCAACAAGUUCAGGUUAUGCGCUGCCUUACAAAGCCUAUUCAGACGACCUGCCUUCAAGCGAGAGAUUGGCUUUAUGUUGCAGUCAGCAGAGUUCGCGUACAAAUCAGCCAGAGGAACAUAUUCAGGACCUGUAUAAAAGGUUCUUGUUUCAUUAUGCUAAGAAUAAAGAUGCACAUGUACCACAGGGUUCUGGGUCUUUAUCCGUACACCCCUUAAUGCAUAUGGCACGAAAGCUAACAGGGAGGAGGAAGAAAAGGGUCUAUGAUGCAUCUUCUGAAAGAAUUUGGAAAAGUUCCUGAGUGUGAAGACCAACCUGCUGUCAAUAUACCAUCCCUAAGAUCCUGCCUAUGGCAUUUCAAGUCAAAUUAAGUUGUGUAUAUAAAUAUUAAGUGGUCGACUAAAUAGCUAAUGAUAUGCUUUACUAAUAUAUUUUAUUUUGGCAAAGCACUAAAUUAUAUUAUAUUAUAUUUAUAAGUUUUUUUGACUUGUAAAGUGUUGUGCAUAUUAAAUAAAAAAGAAAACGAAAUCUCUAAAAAAU
This is a messenger RNA of Acipenser ruthenus (sterlet), 654 nucleotides long. Its product is annotated as neuromedin-S-like. The transcript is spliced from 7 exons. Bases 35 to 415 code for a protein of 126 amino acids. The record is from RefSeq and is a predicted model, not a curated record. NCBI's taxonomy places the organism in Eukaryota, Metazoa, Chordata, Actinopteri, Acipenseriformes, Acipenseridae.